AUGGCGUCUUCUCGCAUUUUCGUCCAGCACCUCGGCGCGCGCGCCCGCGCCGGCCUGCUGUCCCUGUCUGCUCCGCGUCUGGGCGCUCCCAAGUUCGAGCGCAAAAUGCUCGGCUCCUACCCGGUCGCCCCCGAAUUCGAGAUGGUCUGGAGGGACCGCCUGACUGCCCACGGCGGCUACAUUCAGCAGACGAUCUCACCCUACCAGCUCAAGUUCAUAUACCCCUUCUGGCACACUUUCGCUGCAAGAUGCUGGGCUAAGUGCAGCGGCUACGCGCUGCCCUGGAUCUGGCCCGGCCUCAUAACCUUCGGCUUGUUGAAGAAAAUGCACCACGACGUCGAGGAAGACAUCCGCGACCACUACUGGUAG
Molecule: messenger RNA, 369 nt
Organism: Besnoitia besnoiti
Lineage: Eukaryota; Apicomplexa; Conoidasida; Eucoccidiorida; Sarcocystidae
Exons: 2
Coding region: 1-369 (122 amino acids)
Source: RefSeq, a predicted model, not a curated record